Messenger RNA from Triticum aestivum (bread wheat), 2423 nucleotides. RefSeq names its product protein NEN4. Gene Ontology annotation, molecular function: 3'-5' exonuclease activity; nucleic acid binding. The record is from RefSeq and is a predicted model, not a curated record. The coding region runs from base 1175 to 2104 and encodes 309 amino acids. The transcript has a single exon. Lineage: Eukaryota; Viridiplantae; Streptophyta; Magnoliopsida; Poales; Poaceae.
AUCUAUCCGUGUACGUAUGUGGAAUAUUCUUCUCAUUGUAUUUGGAUUUUCUUAGCCAUACUAGAUUAGAAUAAAUAAUUACUAACUAGUAGGUGUGCGCGUGGGUAGAAUGGUGACCCCCACACGGACGCAAAGGGGACACAACACACCUAUGGCUAGGUACUAGGUAGCACCUAGCUUCACACCACUGCAUAUUGCCUGCAGGAAAAACUCAAGGCCAGCAACAAGGCUGCUUGAUCGUGAGAUCAUGAAAAGCAUUUCCAUAACACAUUUCUUUGUUACCUCUCAAGCAUAUGUGUAGCACACACCAAUGUUUCAAAUGUCGGGAACAUACAUAUUCCCGGCCAAGCUGCAAAUAAUUCCAGAUUUUCUUUUCUUUUUUUUGGAAGUUUGAAAAUUCUCUAAAUUUCAAUGAGAUUUGGGCUAAUUUAUGCUUUGCUUGAAUUGGGCCGGAUGAUUCAAGGCUACAGAUAUUCCGGCGCCCGGCAACGAAUCUACUCGAAUUUCGUCGAAAUUCCGGUCGAUGUCUCGUGCAUACAGACGGACGGACGGAGUACAUACAUAUAUACACACAUACUCCCUCUGUAAACUAAUAUAAGAGCAUUUAAAUUACUAAAGUAGUGAUCUAAAUGCUCUUAUAUUAGUUUACGGAGGGAGUAGAAAAGAAGAACUGGUCCAUUUGAUGGGAAGAAGAAAGGAAGAGAAAAUGAAAUGGGCUCUUGGUAGUGACUUGCCAAGGUGGAUAAUGUUGUUGCAUGCUUGUGAAACUUGGAAUCUUGCACCCCCAUCAACAUGAGAGAGUUGGUUGAGAUGUUGAGGUAACUAACUACUCAACUAACUUGCAUGCCCUACCUUCCUUUUUGAGCAAGCUGCUAGCUUUGCUUCCACUGUUGGAAGUCCCCAAACAUAAAACUCAUGCACCGUCCACCCCAAGCAACCCCUCUCCCCUCUCCUCUCCAUGGAGGAGUUCAACCAGAAGAAAUAUUCCUCAUCUUCUUCUCCCUCCCUCUCAGCUAACCUCUCUAGCUCCCGCCAUUGAUCGUCAAAGCUUAUAUAUACCGCAGGCUCCUCCGACAAGACAAGAUCGUCCCUUCUCCCAUCCCUCCUCUCCUCCAUUGAUCCAUUCCCACAAGCAAGAAACAAACAGAGCUCCACCGCCAAGAAACCUCCACCAAUGGCGAACACCAAGAAGAGGGAGAUGGUGUUCUUCGACGUGGAGGCGGCGCCGCCGUCCGGCGAGUGCCGCCUGCUGGAGUUCGCCGCCAUCCUCGUCUGCCCGCGCCGCCUCGUCGAGGUCUCCAGCUACUCCACCCUCAUCCGCCCGGACGACGCCGGCGCCGACGGUGGCGUCCUCUCCGCCUCCUCCGCCGCGCCCUCGUUCGAGGACGUCUUCCCGGACAUCUUCGAGCUGCUGGACGGCCGCGUGUGGGCGGGCCACGGCAUCCGGCGCGCCGGCUGCCCGCGCGUGCGCGGGGCCUUCGCCGCCUUCGGCCUGCCCGCGCCGGAGCCCGUGGGCGUCGUCGACUCCCUCGACGUGCUCCUCGCGCAGGGCGCGCAGGGGUGCUUCGGGCCGGCCGGCGCCGGGGACGACGGCCAGGAGGACGAGGAGGCGGCGGCGGCGGCCCUGGCGGAGCACUUCGGGAUCGGCGCGCGGCGGGCGCGGGGGCUCCGGUGCCUGGACGGCGCGCGCGUGAGCCUCGAGGUGCUCAAGCACUGCGCCGGCGUGCUGCUGCUCGAGUCCAGCCUCCGCGGCGACGUGCCCGCCGGCGCCAGCCGCAGGAGCAAGCCGGCGGCGACGCCCAAUCCCAUCAGCAACAACACGCUGGAGAAGGCGUUUGCCCUCGCGGCGGCCAAGACGACGACGCCGGCGAAGGCGGCCACGGCCCCUCCUCCUCGGUCUCCUGCUGCUGCUUCUCCGGCGGCUGUUCAGAAGGUGAAGACGAGCACGGGGAAGAGGGACAGCACGGGGCAGGUGGUGGUGGUGAAGAAGGGCGCGACGGCGGCGACCGUGACGACAACGACGGCUACCGGCGGUCGCCGGGUUCGCCCGCCGGCGCCGCCGUUCAGCAUGAUCCUCAGGCACUCGAGGGCCGUCAUCAGAUGAGAUGAUCGAUGAUGAUCCAAUCAUCUCAUCUCAUCUCACCACUGAUUAUUGCACAGCUUAAUUGUAGCUCUGAUCCAUUAAUUCACCCAAUUCAUUCAUAUUUGCAUUCCUUCAUUCAUUUGUAAACUGUACAUCAUAGUUAACCUUGACUCAGGUUUAGUUUGACAGCAAUGUUUAGUGUAACCAUCAGCAUCAUCAUGUUGUAAAAACACAGCCCAUUUCAUUUUAUUUGUGAAUAAAUGCAAUUUGUAACCAAUUGUUGUACAGAUGGGGCCCUCAAUUUGCCUCAACUAUGAAUAACAAUUCAUCAUUCAUUUCA